UAUCAAAACAAAACAUUUAAGUCUGGCAUCUCCUACGAUAUGAUCGUUUUAGUCCUCAUAUCGGCCACUGUCGUGGCCCUCUCGAUACUUUACUUCAUAGCCAAUAGAAAAUUAAAUUACUGGGAGAAAAGAGGAGUACCCUUCGAGAAACCAGUACCCAUAUUCGGAAAUUUUGCGGGAUACAUUUUAUUAAAGGCGUACUGGGGCAAAUCGGCCCAAAAAUUAUGCAAAAAGUUUCAAAAAGAACCGUAUUUCGGAGUUUAUUAUGGUACGGAGCCUGCCUUAGUGGUACAAGACCCCGAGCUGAUCAAGCUCAUCACAACUAAAGACUUCUACUACUUCAGCAGCCGAGAGGUAUCCAACUACACACAUUUAGAAACUUUUACUCAAAAUCUGUUCUUCACUCAAGGCAACCGAUGGAAGGUACUUCGACAGAAUCUGACGCCGCUCUUCUCGUCCUCCAAGAUGAAGCACAUGUUUCACUUAGUUGAAACGUGUUCAAAGAAAUUCGAAACUCUUCUUGACGAAGAAACCAAGAAGUCUCCAGACCUUGAUGUCAGAGCGACAUCAGUGCGGUUUGCUAUGGACAGUAUCACUUCCUGCGCCUUUGGGGUAAACAGCAAUGUUAUGGGAAAAGAUUCUGAUAACAAUCCUUUCAAGGUCAUGGGUGACCUGCUCUUUGAACUGACAAACUACAGAGGAUUCAAGAUUGUAGCACGCGCUAUUUGGCCUUAUGUGUUUUAUGGCUUAGGUUUCAAGACAUUCCCUGAAGAACUCGACAAGUUCUUCAACAAACUACUAUCUGAUGUAUUCAAAGAUCGAAACUACAAGCCAUCCGCAAGGAACGAUUUUGUUGAUCUCAUGCUAAACUUAAAAGAAAAUAAGUUCUUGUCUGGAGAUAGCAUGAGUAAUGUAAAGUCGGAGUCCGAAAAAAAAGAACGGAUAAACUUAGAAGUGACAGACGAGUUGCUGAUUGCUCAAUGCAUAGUAUUUUUCGCCGCUGGUUUUGAAACUAGCGCAUCUGUCAUGUGCUUUACGUUGUACGAAUUAGCUAAAAAUCCUGAAAAACAACCAAGAUUGUUCGAGGAGGUGGAUGCGUAUUUGAAGAAAUCUGGGGGUAAAGUUACUUAUGAUUGCCUAACAGAGUUGCCGUAUCUAGAAGCGUGUGUGAACGAAGCGAUGAGACUGUACCCGGUACUAGGAGUGCUGGCUCGCGAGGUGGUGGAACCCUACACCCUGCCUUCAGGCCUGGUGCUAGAGAAGGGGAUGCGCGUCCACCUGCCGGUGUACCACUUGCAUCAUAACGAAGAUUUGUUCCCGGAGCCUGAGAAAUACCGACCAGAAAGGUUCAUGGGUGAAGAGAAGAAGAAUAUCGUUCCCUAUUCGUACAUGCCUUUUGGAGAGGGACCUAGAAUAUGUAUUGGAAUGCGUUUUGCCCGUAUGCAAAUGAUGGCCGGCAUGGUGACCCUGCUGAAGAAGUAUAGCCUGAGUUUAGCGCCAGGCAUGCCGCGCGAGGUGGACUUCGAACCUAGAACCUUUAUCACGCAGGCGAAGGAUCCCAUCAGGCUGACGCUCACUCCACGCCCCGGCACGGAGAGGAUGUUUGCCUAAU
Molecule: messenger RNA, 1612 nt
Organism: Cydia splendana
Lineage: Eukaryota; Metazoa; Arthropoda; Insecta; Lepidoptera; Tortricidae
Product: cytochrome P450 6B2-like
Exons: 2
Coding region: 40-1611 (523 amino acids)
Molecular function (GO): iron ion binding; heme binding; monooxygenase activity
Source: RefSeq, a predicted model, not a curated record